Molecule: messenger RNA, 1572 nt
Organism: Symbiodinium sp. CCMP2456
Lineage: Eukaryota; Dinophyceae; Suessiales; Symbiodiniaceae
Source: the annotation of a GenBank genome assembly
AUGGCUUCAGGUACUGCUUCCGGGAGCAGAAGAUCGUCGCCAAGCAGCGACGGCAAUGCCUCCAGUGAGGGUUCGGCUUCGGAUGGUGAGAGCGCUUCCGAGGCUGAUGAAUCUGAGGCAUGUGAGUCAGACCCAGAGGUUGACCUUGCCCCAGCCACCACCGAUGCAAAUCCCUUGCAGGUGAUUCCGGAAUCCGGUGAACUCCCGAGUGUUCCAGAGCCUCCUAACCCGAAGCAGGUGAUUCUGGAAUCCGAGGAAGUCCCAGCUGCUGAUCCACCCAAAACCAGGGCUGACUGGUGUCCUUCAGCGAUCAGUGCAGAGAAGCUGGCCAAGCUGAACAUCCCCGCAGCUGAGUGCAACAUGAAGACCGGCUCGCUUGCUUCAUCUUCAAGCAUCCAUACUCCGCCCCCCAAAGGCCUGCCACAAUCUCCGCGCAGUGUUGCUAAGCAUCGCAAAGAGCACUAUCUCGUCAAGAACGGAGUGCAUGGUUACCACUGCACAAUCUGUGGAAUGAUGGACCAGGACAUCAAGAAGAUCAAAGAGUCACCCUGCAGGGCCCCGGAUCACGAGCCUGGGUCGGACGGGCAGGCGUCUGUCGAUGAAGCGACAGCACAGCAGAUGAUGCUUGAUGAGCUUCGCGAGCUGGAGCAGGAAGGCCUGUUGCUUGAAGGGCUAUUGAAGGAAGAGCAGGAGCAGCUUGAAGAGCUUAUGCUACUAGGUGAGCUAGAGAACAUGGAAAGGGAACUGCGGGAUCAAGAGGAUGCAGAUCUUCGAGCAGCCAGGGCUUUAAGCUUGGAGCAGUCACACUACCCAAAGGUUGCAGCAAGCAAGAGUGCGACAGCCACACUGCAGGAUCAAGAGGAGGCAGAUCUUCGAGCAGCCAAGGCUUUAAGCUUGGAAGAGUCAUGCUACCCAAAGGUUGCGACAAGCAUGAGCAAGCCAGCCCUACGCCCACACAAGCGACCAAAGCGACACUCUUUCCAUGGCAAGGAAGCCAAGGAGGCAAGCCGAAGAAGCCUGCUGGCAGAGGCCGUGCAGGGUCUCGUGGGCGUGGGGGUGGGCGGGGAAAAGCCUCAGGUCGAGGAAGAGGAUCUGGGAAAGGAACAGGCAGGGGCAGGGGAAGGUCGGUGCCAGGAGGAAGCCACAAGGAGGAGGAUGAAGGUGAUGAUAUGGAGGAGGGGUCUCCUGCCACUGGCCGUGCAGGGGGUCGCGGACGGGGGGGAAAAGCCGGGGGCAAAGGAAGAGGAGGAGGAUGAGGCAAAGUCAUCGACUUUGAAGAAAAAGGCCGAUAGCAAGCCAAAGCCCAAGCCGAAGUCCAAGUCGAAAGCAACCCCUGCACCCAAGUCGCACGCCAAAAACAAAGUUGCCAAGACAGUGGCAAAGGCCAAGGCCAAGCCCUCCAAAGGGGCCGGCACCAGAACCAGUACAGGGAGUGUUCACGACGAGGCCAAGAAAGCCAAAAGCAGGAAAUCCGUUGCUUACCACAAAGCUUUCAAGCUGGCGCAAACAAACGGCCUGCCCCUCGAUGAGUGCAAGGCAGCUGCUAAGGAGGCAUAUGCCACCACGAACUGA